UUUGUUGUUGCAAAGGAAGUGAGGGAGGAGCAGCAAGGCUAGCUCCCCUUCUCUUCCAUGCUUCCCUCAUCAUGGCUUCUUUCUUCUUUAGCAUCACAUCAUCAUUUGUGACACUAAAGCUCCUGCCUCUUGUGAGCAUUUCUUGAUGCUUCCCAGCUCCCAAAUGGCCAUACAACUCACACUCCUACUCAUUUCAUGUAGCCUUUACAGAAUGUAUUCUUCUUCUUCCUCCUCCUCCUCUGCAUCCUCUUCUUUUUUCUCCACAUCCUCCUCCUCCUCUCUUGCAUUGCUGGUGUUGGUUAUCUCCACUUGCCUCUCCUUGCUCUUCUCCAACCUCAGACAGCUGAUCAGAGCCAGGAGUCACAAAGCUAAGUCUCACCCUUCCAUGGAAGAUGCUGUUCAUCAAGAGGAGAACACUGUGCCACAAGAUGAGUUGGCCGGGGAUGCGCCGGAGGAUUUGACCGGAAGCCUGUCAGAGUCUCCAGUGAGUGAAGAGUGCACCGAGGACGGCUCGCUAUCCGAUGAAGAAGACGGCGACGACGACGAGAGCCUCAUUGAGAUCUCCCUUGUUGAUGGGCACUCUGUGGGGCAAAGGAAGCAAUGUGCAUGGAAGGAGCAGGACCUCCUUGCUGAGUUCUUGCCUGAUUUGCUGCUUGAAAAGAGGGACUUCAUGGACAUCUUGUCAGAGAUCAGUGAGGAAGACAACCUGAUUGAGAUUGACAUUGCAAGAGGAUCCAUCAAGUGUUCAAACUUUGGCAUCAAGGCAUGAAUCUAUCAAAGGUUUGGGUGAAGUUUGAAAUCUUUCUCUGCAUUGCUUCAAAGCUUUGAUCAGUGAAAGGGAGUAGGUUGUACCUGGCCUACAUUGGGUGCAAUGCUUUGUUUUUUUUACAAAGCUUAAUUUUAUUUUGUGAAUCUUCAGUGGAAGCCUUGUCGCGUCUUUUCUCGCGCUUCAUUUCUGAAUAUUAUAGAGGAAAUAACAUUCGUGCACAUAUUUUGAUCAAAGUAAAAAAAAUGUGCGUGUGCAUGGCCCUUCUCUCCGUAUAUAUAUUCUAGAGUUUCAGUAGAUGCUGAUAAUGAUAUCAAUGCUUUGCAUAUGUGUCUACUGAUUCUCUCACUGCAAGGA
Oryza brachyantha (malo sina) is the source of this 1123-nucleotide messenger RNA. RefSeq lists its product as uncharacterized. The coding region runs from base 146 to 769 and encodes 207 amino acids. The transcript has a single exon. Lineage: Eukaryota; Viridiplantae; Streptophyta; Magnoliopsida; Poales; Poaceae. The record is from RefSeq and is a predicted model, not a curated record.